Messenger RNA from Lytechinus variegatus (green sea urchin), 6419 nucleotides. RefSeq names its product polypeptide N-acetylgalactosaminyltransferase 1-like. Gene Ontology annotation, cellular component: Golgi apparatus. The record is from RefSeq and is a predicted model, not a curated record. Lineage: Eukaryota; Metazoa; Echinodermata; Echinoidea; Temnopleuroida; Toxopneustidae. Bases 256 to 1986 code for a protein of 576 amino acids. The transcript has 11 exons.
UCAAUUAACUUCAGAAUCCGUGUUCUGUGUACACAAACUACGUGGCCUCGUUGGUGUGGCUAAUCCCUUGAAAAACGACUUAUUAGUUUAUGUCUGGAAUAAUAUCCACAGUAAUAGGUCCAAUCACCCAGCAGACUAGAUCACUGAUACAAAUGAACAUGACCCGCUCAUGACGUCAACCAAAAGAAUAUUUGUGAAAUUCUGUAUACUUUGAGGAAUUAAGCCAGACCGGCUUACAAACUUUAUCCUGCAAACAUGUUGCCUAAAAGAAGACAAUGUAAAAUUAUCAUAGCCACAUCGCUAUUCUGGAUCUUUGUGGACUUUGUGUUAUUACUGUACUAUACGGCGCCGUGCGUGGGGCCGACGUGUCAGCAGCAAGCCGGUGAAGAUGAAGGACCCAUCAAAAGAAUUAUUGACAGAGCUAAUAAAUGGAUGAAUGAAUUACCAGAAGAGAGAAAACAAAUAGACAUACCAAAGCCUGUAAAUUUAGAUGGCCCCGGUGAGAUGGGCAAACCUGUUAUUAUAGAGCCAGAGAAGAAAGCAGAAUCAGAGAGACUAUGGCACAUCAAUGAAUUCAACUUGAUGGCUAGUGAUAGAAUAGCACUCAAUAGAUCAUUGCCUGAUGUUAGGCCUAGAGGUUGUGCCAACAAAGUGUAUCCUAAGAAUCUUCCUACCACAAGUGUCAUUUUGGUAUACCACAAUGAAGCUAGAAGCACCUUGCUGCGUAAUGUUCAUAGUAUCAUCAACCGGUCGCCUCACGAUCUUCUAGCAGAGAUCAUCCUGGUGGAUGAUGCAAGUGAUCAAGAACAUCUGGGUAAACCGCUUGAGGACUACAUUGCCAAGCUCCCCGUCUCCGUCCACGUGGUGAAGAUGAAGGAUCGAUCUGGUCUGAUCAGAGCCAGGAUGGCAGGGGCUGCCGUUGCUAAGGGACAGGUUCUUACCUUCCUCGACUCCCAUUGUGAGGUCACCGAAGGAUGGCUUGAACCAAUGCUUGCUAGGAUAGCGGAAGACAGGACAACAUCCGUAUGCCCCGUCAUUGAUGUCAUCAGCGACGACACCUUCCAGUACCAACAUGGUAACGAUCCGCAGAUGGGGGGCUUCGGUUGGUCCCUGUUCUUCAAGUGGUAUCCGGUUCCAAAGAGGGAACAGGUCAGGAGGAAAGGAGAUCCAACAGAACCUGUCAGGUCUCCUACAAUGGCCGGUGGACUGUUUGCCAUUGACAAGAGUUAUUUUGAGGAACUUGGGCAGUAUGAUCCCGGCUUCAACAUCUGGGGCGGGGAAAAUCUGGAGCUGUCUUUCAAGUUAUGGAUGUGUGGAGGUAAACUGGAGUUCAUCCCAUGCUCUCACGUGGGCCAUGUGUUCCGCAAGAAGUCCCCCUACCACUUUCCCCCUGGUACCAACUACGUCAACAAGAACAACAAGCGCCUUGCCGAGGUCUGGUUGGAUGAGUACAAGAACUUCUACUACAGGAUAUCACCUUCCGUGGCCAAGACGGAUCCUGGAGAUCUCUCCGAUCGUUUGAACCUGAGGAAGAGCCUGAACUGCAAGUCGUUCAAGUGGUACCUUGAAAACAUCUACCCAGAGUCAUCCUGGCCAGUCAACUACCAGUUUAUGGGUGAAGUGAGGAAUAUGGAGGCUCAUGUCUGCUUGGAUACCAUGAUGAAAGAGGCUGGCCACAAGGUUGGUCUCUAUGGCUGCCACGGGCAGGGCGGAAACCAGAUCUGGGCGUAUACAAGGAACAAUGAGCUGAGGCAUGAUGAUAUUUGCCUGGAUGUAGCCAGAGGGGGGCCCGUCAUGAUGCUGAGCUGUCAUAUGCAGGGAGGCAACCAGCAUUGGAACUAUGAUGAAUCGUCUAAAGAGAUGAAGCACAGUAGCGGUUUGUGUCUUGAUAUGAGCGACAAAUCGCGGGAGGAGCCAACCGUCCAAGCUUGCAACGGGAAGAAAUCGCAAAAAUGGGAUCUUAAGACGCUGGACUUAAUAAGUUAGGGCUGCCUUCUGAGGCAAAGUAGAUACCUAUAUUUAAUUGAUAACUUCUCCAAUAUUGCAAUGUUGAUUGGGUAUGAUUAUGAUUAUCAGUAUGGCCUAAUGAUUUGGUUUUCUGGUAAUGGAUUGUGGAAAACAGUCCACAUGGAUUUUGGGAGUGGAUAUUACGAAGGACGAGGCCUGAACUUUUUUAAUGUGAUUAUUGAAAUGCAUUGAUGUAUGAUGGGAAGAUAUAUUAAUGCUGUAUCGAAGUGUCUUUUGGCGAUUUCCCAGACCUCUUAAUUUCAUUGUUAUUUGAUUUGCAAAUAAUUUGUUUUGUUAUAUUAAUGCCAUUGUGAACGAAAGUCAACCAGACCAUAGAAGUGAUCCAACAUGCCACUGAAUGGUUCUCUGCAUCUCCAAGGGAGAAAUGAUACCCAAAGUCCUGUAAUUCUCUCCAAGAUUUUCAUCCAUGUUACUUAAAAUGGGCAUGAGGUGUAUCUUUUUUUUAUUUCAUUUUGAUUUUUUUCAACUUUGUGAUAAUUCCUAGAAGAAUGAUAGCAAUAAUAUGCUGUUUUGAACAACAAAUUUUCAGCUGAUGUGACUGUUACGUUGUUUAUUUUUUUCUAUUAGGAGUAGAAAGUCUGUGUUCUUGAUUUACAGAAUUCCAUCAACGUUGCUUUUGAUCACCAAACAAGAAUGUUUGUAGUAUGAAACCAAUACUCAUACAUGUUUGUGAAUAUCAUACACAUUGCAAAUCCAUGCUAUGAUUUAAUCUAUAUUUGUAAUAAUUGAUUGUCCAUAAUUUCUUGGAUGCUGCAUGGUUUUCACUUUCUAUUUUUCACGAUUUUUUUUUGUCUGGGUGGACGUUUCAUCAAGUUGUUCACGGAGAGGAUCAAUUUUCAAGCGGAAAGUCAUUUGUAACUUACUAACAGCUUUUUUGAACUCCCAUCUGGUUUCAAUGCUUCUUCAAAUAAUCUAGCCCCAAUUUGUUCAGAAUUGGGUAAAAUGUGAUUACUGGACAUUUUUAAGGAAAACCAGAGGAGCAUAUCAUCAUCAGAUAAAGCUAGCUAGCCUAUUGGUAAAUGUCAUCAGCAAGUGUUAUAAGCUAUCAAAAUCAGUGAACCUGAUUCGCUAAGAGUAUAUUUUUAAGGAAUAAUCACUCAAAAAGUUCUUUGUGUAAACUAAAGCCACAACUGAUUUUAUUUUUUUUUAAACACUGGUAUAGAUAUUUUUCAUAUUAAUCUGUGGUCACUCUUUAAUACACUGAGAGCAAAAGAAUCUAUUUAAGCAAAUUGGAAAUAGACAUGAAUUAAAAAGGCUAUUUUAAGAAAUAUAAAGUAAAUAUAUUGAUGUGUGGAUUUUUGUCUUUGCCUAUUGAUGAUCAUGUAGCUAUAAAAUAAAACUAGGUAAAGUGCUUUAAUUUUAUUAUAUUCAAAGAAAAUAUGUAAACUUGUCUUUCUUGAUUUGGUAGAUACACAUGUGCUGUAAAUGUUUGUGUUUGGUUAUGACAAUCUAGAACUUGUUUGGCGGUUUAUGUGUAAGUAAAACAAGAUACAAAGUCUGUAGGUGAUGUGAUGAUAUUGCUGUUGGAUGUAUUAUGUUGUUUACUUAUUAUAAAAUCAGAUUAGGAUAUUUGAUAACUGUAAUGCAAGUUGACCCAGUUCACACUCAUGAAGUAAGAGUGGUCCAAGUCCAUUGAUCAUGAAGAAAAUUUUCUUCUGUUUUGGGGGUUUCCUGAGUGGACUGAAAUAUGUAAUUUGCUGUUGGAGACCCGUUAUUAUUUUAUUUCUCGAGUAUUGGCAGUGGCCAGCCUUGUCUGUACGUUGCUUGAUCAAAGGAUGCCCAUAAUAGAACACUCUUCUCAUUGUCCAACUAAUCCUUAUCAUCCUUGGUUAGAAUUGGGCUGCAAUGCUUGAUACAAAUUGCUGGGCAGAUCCUGUGCAAUUCACAUUUGAAACAUAAGCAGUUGCAUAUUAGCUGUGUAUCUAAAUGUGUGUGUUAUAAAUUAGAGUCACUAAAAUUUAAAAAAUGCACCAUAUCAUACAUUGUUGGCUUGUGAAGCAGGCUUUGGUAAAUGAAUUAUAGUGUUUUCUUGUCUUUUCAGGGUAUUUAUCCUAUAGGUAAAUAACAAAACUCUUAUCAGAUUUUAUUUCUGAGUAUAAAUAUCCAAGCGUCUGUUCUCUUCUCCUUUGAUUGUGCCAUUUCCAUAUAUUCAUUUAAGCUUGCAUUUAUGAUCGGUUAAAACUUUUAACACUUCAAUCAGACUUAAACCUUAUUGUCAUUGCAUUUUCAUCUUGCAUUUUUGUACUUCAACUUCUAUCUCUGUUUUUAAAGAAAAACACAGCAUAUUUAUGGUCGUCAAUUUAUUUGUGGGUGGAGUACAAAUUGAAUUGUGUUGUUAUAAUACCAUCAUUUUAGUCUAAUUUGUUAGUUUAUAAUGAUCUGUUUUAGUGUCUGUAAUAAAACUGUUGUCCACAUUUUCUUUUAGCCAUACAUGUACUUAUACUUGCAAUUAAAUAACUUGCAUGUAUAUUGUUCAUCUAAAAUCAUGCUUUGUCUCAAACUACAUGUGACUUUUUUAAAUUUACCUAUUCAAGUGCAUUAUGCUUGUAAUAUACGCAAUUGUGAUUUAUCUUCUCUAAUUCUUCCAUCAUUUAAGAGUUGAACUUUUUAUUUGUAAUUGUAUUUUAAAGUUGAUAGCUGCAUUUCUGGUAGAUAUAAAAAGAUAUCACAGAAAUCUGUUUCAUUUCUGAAACGAGAGAUUAGACUUAUGACUUCAUCGAAAAAGGAGGUUUUUUUUUUAGCUAUUAGAGAUGCGACUCAGGCGUGGAUCCAGGAGGGGUGGUACAGGGGGCACGUGCCCCCCCCUUUUAGAAGAAAAAUUAUUGAUCCGAUCGAUUGUAACUAUGAACGGCCAGCAACGUCAGCAUGUAUUAUUCAUGUUCGUUCAAAAUAUUUUCUAACUAUUAUGUAUAUUCAUGCAUUUUUUCUGGAAAAUUCACUGUGCUUCUCUUUGUUUACAAAGGACGUGCAAAUUUCCUUAUAAAAAAUUAUGACACUGAUGGAUUUCCAUAGACUUACGUCUGAUUGGAUCAAUCGUAACUCUUUGUAAGAUGGGGCCCAGGUUUAUCUGGAUUUAAAAAAAAGAAUGAUUGGAUCAAUUGUCACUCUUUGUAAGACAGGGCCCAGGUUUAUCUGGAUUUAAAAAAAAAAGAUUGAUGGGAUCAAUCGUAACUCUUUGUAUGACGGGCCCAGGUUUAUCUGGAUUUUAAAAAACAAUUGAUUGGAUGAUUUGGAUCAAUCGUUACUCUUUGAAAGACGGGGGCCCAGGUUUACCUGGAAAAAAAAAGUUGUGUAAAUGUCUUUAUUUAUGGUACCUGUACAGUAUUCCUGUGCUUCAAUGAUGGAAGUCUAAUGAUGAAAAUAUUACGAGAUUAAUGAUUAUGAGAUUGAUAAUUAUAUUUAUCACAUUUGGAGAUUUAAAUUUGCAAUCUUGUCUGGAAAUUGGACAAAAUGGUGAUUACAAAUAGCUGUAAAGUGCCAAUUUAUCUCAUUGAGCAAUUAUUGAUCGAGUCUUGAGCAUAUACAUGUAUGUGAUAAAAUGUAUACCUUGUUUAGAACUUGAUUCUGUUUUUGUCCUAUCUUGUAAAAUGAUCAUAUUUGGCAUGUAUGCUAUUUGGUCCAUGUGCACAUUGGCUGAGCAGUAAGAACUUGUUGUUUAUGUUCUAUAAGUAGCAGCUCACAUUGAAAUGGCUAUUUUCUGUAAUUGUAUUGUUGCAAAGCUUGCACUGAAAGUAAUUUGAUUUGUUUUAUAUCUUGGAACUUGUUCAUGCUCUGUCUAUUGCUCUGCAAGCACACAAUUAAUGACAGUAAGAUUUAAACUUUCUGAUGUUGGUCUUUGUGCAUUUGGACCAAAGAAGUGAUGGGUGAAUUUUCUCUUAAAUCAACUCAAAGAUUCAUGAACUUUAGUGCCUUAGUCAUAAGUCGAUAUUUCUCAACUGCAUAAUUUGUAACUAUUUUACAUUCAUUUAUAUUGUAUUAAAGUCAAUCAAUAGACAGAUAAAUGUGUAGGCCUAUUAUGUACUUCAUUUUUUGUAGUUUUUUUUUCAAUACUUGUUUCAUUUAUACAGAUGUCUUCUUUGACUAUUUAUUUUGUAUAAUUUGUAAUGUUAUCGUUGAUUAUUACUUUAAUUUUCUAUUUCGAGGUAUUGAAGUCUAAUUUUUUUGGACAUUAUAAAUUGAAGGAAGCAUCCUUUGCAGUGUACAAUUCAUCAUACAUGUACUUUAUUGAUUAUUCUAAAGUUCCUUGUUUUUCAUUACCUGAAAUUCAAAUUCUGGGUUCCUCUUUGUUCUAGACCUCAAUUUGUACAUUUGAAAAUACAUAAGCCCAAUUUUUACAAUAAGUUAUCCUCAACAAUUACCCUACAGUGUAUUCAAGAUUUGCAAACAUAGCA